AAAGGCAGAAAAUUUGUAAAAAAUUAAAGUUUGUGGCAAGUUUUCGAUAAAUACAUUUUGUACAAUUCAAAAUGUACUUCCUAUGCUGAAUUCUUUUAUAAUUCCACCUGCAGGAAAAAAGCCAUGAUGGGAAAGUACGACGGGCCCCCAGAGAAUAUCCAUAAUCGUAGUAACACGAAUCCGACAUCCAUAUCCUUGGUGCCGCCACCAAUGUAUCAGGUGGCCACUUCCACUUCGUCCGCUACAACACGAAGAACAAUCGAAAACGCACCAAUGCUUAAUAGUACUGUUGGACCAACAUCCACCGCGGUCGCCAACAACAGUAGUCCAGAAUCAAGCGUUAAACAACUAUCUCCGCAAUAUCAAUGUCAGCAGUGUCUGAAAUUCUUCAAUAGUACUUUUAGUCUAACGCUGCAUAUGAAGUGGCACGAGCAAAACGAGCAACAAGCUACCACCAGCAGCAGCUCGGGGUACAAUGGACAGAUAGUUGCUGUGAACAACAUCAAAACCGAACCCCAACCGUUUCAAAUUAUCACACAAACGAUCUAUCCCGGCACGUUCCAGGUGGUCACAAAUGUCGGUCAGGCUUGCCAAGUUUGUCAGAAGGUGUUCAGUACUGCCGAGCAGUACCAUACUCAUAUGAAGAUUCACGAAAGCGAAUAUCGCAAUCGAGCACUGUACCAAUCUAAUUCUACGAGCGUCGAUCCGCAAGUAGCUCAGCCGCCGGUUAAAGAAAAAGAGCCAGAAGAAUUCGAUGGGAAGCCACUGGACUGUAUUGUGUGCCAUCAAAAAUUCCAAACGGCGACUCUGCUGGCCGUUCACUUGCGGGAGCACAGCACUCAGAAGCCGUACGCUUGCAAUGUUUGCGGAAAAGGUUUCAUUCAAUCGAACAACUUAUCCACCCACAUGAAGGUGCAUUCGGGACAGAAACCAUUCAAAUGUGACAUUUGUAAUAAAAACUUUAGUCAAUCGAACAACUUGAAGACACACGUUCGAACUCACACAAACGAGCGGCCAUACGCAUGUACAAUCUGCGAGAAACGGUUCAAUCAGAAGAACAAUCUGACCACCCAUAUGCGAACGCACUCGCUGGUUUGCCGGAUCUGCCGGACUCCUUUCCAGAACACAACGGAACUAACCGAGCACAUCCGUAUUUGCUACGCGGACCAGAAGCCGAAUAUCUGCACGAUCUGUAACAAGGUUUUCGUCGGCAUCGAGGAACUAACCGAACACAUGAAACAGCAUAAUCAAGCUAAGCCACAUAAAUGUCAAAUCUGUCUGAAGUCUUUCACGCAGUCCAACAAUUUGAAAACGCACAUGAAAACCCACAUCUUCCACGAUCCGUUCAAAUGUUCCUUCUGCUCACGUUCCUUCCCAAAUCAGGAAGAAUUCGAACGCCACUCGUUGGUGCACUCUUCGCCGAAACCGUUCAGCUGCCCUUACUGUGGCAAACAGUUCAUUCAAUCGAACAACUUGAAAACGCACGUCCGGACCCACACCGGCGAGAAACCGUACAAAUGCUACAUCUGCGACCGACUGUUCAACCAGAAGAACAACCUCAACACCCACAUGCGAAUCCACCAGGGUCUCAAACCGUACCAGUGUACGGUGUGCGAGAAGCGCUUCAACCAGAGCAACAAUCUGAACAAACACAUCUACAAGGUGCACUGUCACGAGAAGAUGCUCGGCGGCGCUCCUCAGAUGCCGCCGAUUGAAGCUGUUAACGUCGUUGGAGUACCAUCAGGAGCAGCAGCAGCAGCAGUAGCCGGUAUUGCAACGCUCGACGGGGUCGGUACGCCGAGCUGAGUGGGCUGAAUGCAUGAAUGGAAUGGUCCAACUUUUGGAGGUAAAUUUUAAAUGUUAUAAAAAAACUCAGCUUAGACUGGUAGUUGCUCGUAUUAAUAUGAUGAUGAUGAAAAAUA
Sabethes cyaneus is the source of this 1922-nucleotide messenger RNA. RefSeq names its product gastrula zinc finger protein XlCGF57.1-like. The record is from RefSeq and is a predicted model, not a curated record. Gene Ontology annotation, biological process: regulation of cytokine production; regulation of immune system process; negative regulation of transcription by RNA polymerase II. Bases 124 to 1806 code for a protein of 560 amino acids. The transcript has 2 exons. Lineage: Eukaryota; Metazoa; Arthropoda; Insecta; Diptera; Culicidae.